CUUCCUUCUUUCUCCUCCGCCAACUACUCUUCCUCCGUCCAAGACUUAUCCCGCCAGUAUCGUCCACCUACCAAGCUUCUCUAAUCUCGCCUCAAAACUAGGUUUGCGAAUUGGUGGCAAUUGAAGCUAGGAUUGAGCGGCUAUUGAAGCGGAUUCAUGGCUUUUCAUCGGCUGCAUCUGGACCUGUCGAUUGGAGGCGGGUUCAUAGCUUGUCACCAGUUGCCGUCUUUCGAUCGGACCACAGAUGGGGCAAAUCGGCAGACAGAGAAAAGAAGCGAAGGCGCGGGAUAUGGCCGACAACGGGUUCAACUUCCUCUCUUCUUCAUCCAAGCAAACGGAGGACUAUCAAGCACAGCUGGUUCUGGGUUUCUGGUGGCCAAUGCUUCUCUCUUCUCCAAUCCCGCCAAAGUUCUGGGCUUGUGAUUUAGUGUCGGUGACGGCGAUUUGGUGUCCUGUGCUGCUCUUUCCCCCUAUGCAGCUAGGCGGAUGAAUCUUCAGUUGGGUUCUUUUUGGAGAAUAUAGGAAGCAGAACGGAAGAAUAGGAAGAUCAGUCGAGACAUGAGACUCAAUCUCAUUGUCUCUCGCGAGCUCACAAUUUCAUUAGAGCCAAUAACAAGGAAGGAGAUUGAGAUGGAUCAAUCAAGCUGUGCUGCAGCAUUGACAGGAAGAGGCUCUGCUUCAGUCCAGCUAGACACGAAGAAGAAGAAGAAAGGAGAAGCAGAGCC
Molecule: messenger RNA, 725 nt
Organism: Linum trigynum
Lineage: Eukaryota; Viridiplantae; Streptophyta; Magnoliopsida; Malpighiales; Linaceae
Source: the annotation of a GenBank genome assembly